Beta vulgaris subsp. vulgaris (sugar beet) is the source of this 653-nucleotide messenger RNA. RefSeq lists its product as uncharacterized. The record is from RefSeq and is a predicted model, not a curated record. Bases 25 to 561 code for a protein of 178 amino acids. The transcript has 2 exons. NCBI's taxonomy places the organism in Eukaryota, Viridiplantae, Streptophyta, Magnoliopsida, Caryophyllales, Amaranthaceae.
GAGGAUGAGUGUUACGAUCAGAGAAUGGAACAGCGGCAAUUGGUUAUGGCUCGCCGUGAAAAAAAAGGUUUACAAAGGCCAAGUAAGAACUUGGACACGAAAAAGAGGAAAGGAAGGGGACCUACAAAGUCACUAGGGAAACCCACCCUAAUGACUUUGGAUUACGAUCAUUUGGGGCAACCUUGUGGAAAAUGGCGUCAAAAGUAUGCCAUGCAAGUUGGGAUUUGCAUGCAUAAGCUCUUCAUUCUCCACUCAUGGAAAGAGGUCCCCGAGACUUUGAAGAAGAUGAUUUGGGAAGAUACUAUGAAUCAAUUCCAUAUUCCAAAUGAUGAAGCGAAGAAGGAUUUGUUUCUAUCCGCGGUUGCCCAGAGGUUCCGAGACUUCAAGGCCAAGCUAGUGUCGGGGUGGAUCACGAAGCGGAGAAAAGUCGGGGGAACAAAGAAGAAGAAGAUCUACGACGGGGGAGCAACACCUUCUUCUGAGGCUUCACAGGACACAUUAGUUGAGGCGCCCUCCAAGCUUCCAUAUCAGAUAUGGAGGCAUAUCACAGCUGAGGAGUGACAUGCAUUUGUUGCACAAAAAACAACCCCAGAAGCUGUUGUAAGAAUUUUUUUACUAGCUAAGAUUUAAUACUUUUAGAUCCAAUAUUAUUG